AUGCGCUACGACGAUUGGGAUGUGAUCCUCUUCCCAAAGGACUCUCACGUACCCAUACAGGAGUUCAAGACUGCCUGCUAUGUCUCACAUGAGGAGUAUGGCCGCCAGUUGCCCACUUUGACCUCUUACAUCAGCACUCUCCCGCCGUCCACACCGUUCCGUAUCUCCGUACACUCAUGGGCCACCGCAUCGAAAGCCUCAGCACUGAUCGAGUCUCGACGAAGGGCGAACCAGAAGGUUGUGUACACAGUUCAGGUCGUCGUUGAUGGGGCUAGAGUCUUUCGUGGCUUCUUCGACAUAACAUCGAAAUGGCCCCAAGAAAUUGCGCAAGAGAAGAGAUCACUCGCCAUCAACGAGUAUCCAUCAAGUCAACGGAAACAAUGCCUCGAGUUCCCGCCCUUUCAUCAACGGACCCUCAUGCAGAACUCAUGGAAUGCUCACGACCCCCAAGGACGAAUAAAGAUAAUGUUGUCGGAACAAUUGAUCAUGAAGACGACAAGUCCUGGAGAGGUAGAUCUUGGCACGACCAACGACAUUGUUUGCUUCUCCUUCCAGCAUGCUCCAAAAGAUGUCCUAGAACAGGCGGGCAUCUCAUGGCCCAUCCGAAACCCUCUCUACCUUCCCACUGCGCUCGAGCGAGCCACGCAUCUGUCACACAUAUCCCCGACAAACUCUCGGACACCGAAGGCCCGGCCCUUCCCAGGCGACAUCAACAUGCAGUCGCCAAUCUCGCAACCAUCGGCAUCCGCCUUUGCCAGAUCGCAGAUUCCCUUACCCAAUCGACGCUCUAAUGCGCAUCUGCCCCCUAUCUCACAAUUCGCAAAGCCACUUCCAGGUUUUAGUAACAACAGUCGCCCGGGCAUAUGGGAUGACAAUCUCAACUCGCUUGUAGAUUCUGCCGAUGACGUUAGCAUGGAUACAUGGUCAACAAGAAGGACGUCGGGCUCGACCAGCGACAUGGCCAUGCCUGACUACAUGUAUGCUUCUUCACAUCUGUCACGGAAAAGUCAACCAUGGAUGCCUGAGAGGUCCCAAUACGAUCAAGGCAUUAGUACAGAGUGGGAAGAUCAUCCGCCGAGGAAGGACAAAGAGAAACAGCUCGUUGUCACCCUUCGAGAUGACCAGCUAGGGCAGAUCAUUCAAGCUAUGAGUCCACCAAAGCAGACUCCUCACGGCCCUUCCGCUGUAAAUGUCAGGAGCCGGAAGGAAGGCCUGGCAUCCGACUCACCGAGGCUGUCUGAACAAGCAAUGCGCCAUGAUCAGAGCCUGCUACCAUCAUUGAACUCAGGUCCUCGGACUGCACAUAUACCCAUCUUUGAGGAUAAAGACGAAUCCUCACACAACACCCAGAAGAACAUUCCUGAUGUAGUGGAGAUCAUCGAUGUGGACGCCAUCGACCCCCAUUUACACACCAAUGCUUCCUUCGAGAGCAACAAGCUGUCUCCGUUCAAGCCCUGCCACAAGACUGGAGUGUCGCUUUCAAGCAUCGACAGUACUGGCCGUCUGGAGAGACAGCUCUACAGCGCCCUUGGUGAAGAACUGGGCAGCUUUGAACACCAUAUCGACACCACAGGCAUGGGACCUGAACUUGCACAAGCACUCGGUGGCGUCGCAGCACACUCCGAUGUCAGCGGCUCCGGCAUGCUGAACCCAAACGCUCACGAAUUUGAGCCAACAAUCAAGCGGAAGAGGCAGAGUACUUUGGGUGGCAGUCGGGAGAGAAGUCCGAUGACUAAGAAAGAGAAGGCUGACUUGCGUGCUGGCGACGAUCAGGAAGAGGUGGUGGUGUGUAUGAGGGGGGAUUGA
Messenger RNA from Alternaria triticimaculans, 1806 nucleotides. RefSeq lists its product as uncharacterized. The transcript is spliced from 6 exons. NCBI's taxonomy places the organism in Eukaryota, Fungi, Ascomycota, Dothideomycetes, Pleosporales, Pleosporaceae. The coding region runs from base 1 to 1806 and encodes 601 amino acids. The record is from RefSeq and is a predicted model, not a curated record.